Macrobrachium nipponense is the source of this 9438-nucleotide messenger RNA. RefSeq lists its product as uncharacterized. The coding region runs from base 567 to 1610 and encodes 347 amino acids. The record is from RefSeq and is a predicted model, not a curated record. The transcript is spliced from 4 exons. Lineage: Eukaryota; Metazoa; Arthropoda; Malacostraca; Decapoda; Palaemonidae.
ACGGGACAGAUCCCUUCUCUUCUCAGUUGAUUACCGGAUUUCGUUCAUCCAUAAGAGGGGUCACGGCUCUCUGCUAAGGCAAAUAAACGAUCGGAAGUCGCAGCCGAUCGCGUUUGCUCCGACGGGAAACGAACGUUUAUGACUGUAGCGGCAACAGUUAAAAACGUUCAGUAACUUCUUAAAGUUGCACGUCCCAAACACAAUUUCCCCCCUAGUCUUGCCAAAUACAGUAUUGCAGCAAAAUAUAUACAUGCAGAACAUUUCUACGUUAUAUCCUACUUGUUAGCGAAUCGAGGUCAGAAGUAUCGCAAAAAAACAUUUCUGUUAUCAAAAUAAUUAUUAGAGAGCCUACGGAUAUCCACCUCCAAAUUUGAACACUAACUCACAGCUCGUGACGUCACGGUGAGUGAGUGGUUCUGGCGCCGACUCAUCCUGUCAAACGAGUAUAAGUGGGCAGCGGUGGGUUGAGAUAAGCCAGUCUUAGCUACGGUGCGCCUAGAGAAGUACGGCACCGAAACCUUUUCCCGUGUGUGACUCGUAGCGAGCUUUACAAUUAAACCGCAAAAAUGAUGCAAGUUAGUUCGAUGUACGCGCAAGCCCUUGAGAGGCAGCUGGUCUCCCGCCGUUCACAACUGAUCCACAACCUUUCUCGCUCCAGCUGUGGCCAGGCAGAACCAAUGAGACAGGCUGCUGACGAUCCAUUCCUCGACCCUCUCCCUCCGCUUCCACCUCCUUCCAACAAACACCUGCCUGAGGAAGGUCACCACCAAGGAUUAGACAUUGACCCGAAGGAGUGCACGGACCGUCUGUGCCGCCUCCCUUCGCAGUGUCGUGGUGGCCACAUCUUGGGAUCCCCGCGAAGGCACAACACAUCGGCAGCCGCCGCAGCCGCCAAUUCGGCUUCCCGGUUGACGCAAUCCACCGGCAAUCUCUCCGACUUCAGCCUCCUGAAGAAGAAAGACCCGAUGGACCCCCUUCCACUCGCCCCACCCUCACCAGUCUUCGACAAGAAGGCCGCCAAGAAGCUUAAGGAGAAGCAAGACAAGGCCAUGAAGAAGGCGCCCUCCAACUUCAUGCUCCUCACGCCCUGGUUCACCCGCCAAAAUUGCGAGAAGCUCUUGUCUCAGGUGCGCUCGGGAGACAUCUUGGAGUUCAACAUCAAGCUCCACCACCACUGGGGCAUCGCCGUGCUUCCCAAAAAUAAACAGGCCAGCUUGAGUACCUUGGAAAUGGCCCAUCUCCUUCGGGAUAAGGAUGGCCGUCAGAGAGUGGUCCGACAGUCUCUGAAGGAUUACUGGACCGAAGGCGUCACUGCAAGGAUCAACAACUCGAGAGACGUCCACAAGCCACCACUAGCCGCUGGAGAGGUGACAUCGACCGCCCUAAAGUUGAUCGUGCAGCCUUACCGAGUGUGGCAGAAUUCGGAACAGAUGGUCGUCCAUUGCCGAUAUGGAGAAGGACAGAGGGCGAGGCAGCUCAGCGACGCAGCAAGAUGGGGCUCGCUGAGCAGGUGUGUGGGCCUGUGGCUGACCCUCACCUCCUCGACCCAGACCUCCCCCACGGGAUCCCCCAAACCGAUCCGACAGAGGACAGUCUCCGUCAAUUUCUGAGAGAGGGAGAGGCCUAGUCUUCUCCUGUCGGUGACCUUCGCGAGAAACAGAAGCACGGUAUUUAUGUAAAUAGCCCGACUCUGCUGGUUAUUCCGUAUUUUUGGAGAGAUGGGUAUGACGGCUGUUGUAUUUAUUUUUCGGAUGCAGCCCAGGAUUAUCAGGAUAUGAUGCUGAUACCCUCUGCAGUUCUCUGGGGACACACUUUCGCGCGCACUGCUGGGGAUAUGAUGACCUGGCUGGCGCAGUUUGAUCCAAGUGAGAUAUUUGCAAUGGAAAUCACCAAUCCGGUUUUUUGUUGUUCGGAUGCAAAGUUAGUUUAUUUUUUUUAUUACACUUUUUUUUGUGCAUUGGGAGAUGUAGGGAGAUGUAUGAGUGUUACCGAGAUUGCCGUUCACUGUGUCGAAAGUUUCAUCUGUGAGCAGGUUUCUCAUGGGCUUGGUGCCACGUAACGUUAAUGAAAGUGCAUAAUUUGAUGAGAUGCGCAUAUCGCCGUACGAUUUUUAUGCAUAAAAAGUUAACUGCAUGCACACCUAACAUUCGCGCUUUUAUUGGUAAAGAGAAGGAGAAAAGAAAGUCAAAAGAUUACUUAUGGGAAUUUCAGAGAGAAGCCGUGUCUUCAUUAUCUCUUUUAUAAGGAUUCAUUUUUGGACAGCCUGAAUACUCUCUUCCAAAAUGAGAAAACUGCAAAUUUAAUGAGAAUGUUAGAAAUUAGGUUAGUUAAAACGAAAAACUUUCCUUUUCGUUGGGAUUAUGACUAAAAUACAUCUGUUUCCAGUGAAAUACACAAGGAUUCAUACAAGAUACACUAACUAUAUAAAUGAGUAUACUACAUAUCCGGAUGUAAAUACAGUCAUUGAUAACAUCGAUAAAGAUUUUUUUUAUUAUAGUGACUAUUGUAAGAUUGAAAAAAACGUCAUGCUAUCGGCGCUUUUUUUUUUUUUUUUUACAUUAAAUUGUGUUUCGUUCAGCUAGUGGUGUACUGAAGAGAACUUUAGUUAUGCAUUUCAACAAACUUUUUGUUUAUAGAUAGUUCACUGGAUAAUGACAUACCAUUCACACGUAGUUGCACAUAUAAAAUACACACAUACACACACACACACAUAAACAUAUAUAUAUAUAUAUAUAUAUAUAUAUAUAUAUAUAUAUAUAUAUAUAUAUAUAUAUAUCCACAUGAAUCCUAAAGUUUAAAAUAUUUAGGGGACUCUUAAGCGAAGUUUAUUUAGUAGUACGCAUUAGGGUAGCUAAGGAUACUACCGCUCAUAAAGACUUUAGUAAAAAUUGUUAGACUUCCUGAAUGGAAUAAUUAUCUUGUUUAUUUUAUAGAAUUAGGACGAUAGAGAUCUACGGCAAUAGGCAAAACAGCCCACUUUACUAUUUCUUUCAGUACAAAUCCAUUUCGUAAAUGACAUUUGGUAAUGAGGAUCAAAUACGCAUUAGGCUGUUGAUGCUUCGGUUAUAAUUACGUGGUAUAAGUAACUGCUAGGGAACUUAUUUGUGGUAGAUCGAAAGUGGUGUGAAAAAUGCGUAGAAUUUUGCCUCUCGCUGCAUAGCGUAGGUGCAAUAUCCUCUAGCCUGAACUCCAUCUUGCAUAUAGUUUUAGCUGAGAAGCUUCCGAAGACUUCGAAAAAAGGUAGUCCACUUCUUCGGGGACCAUAAUUUUCUCCCCCGGGGUAAUAAUGGCUCUGUUAACAACGCUUCCUCAACAACAUCCCCAUCAUUCCCUUCGGAGGAAGACUACGGUUGAGGACCUUCCUCGAUCUCUCAGAAGGCGACGCUCAUCGAAGGUGCUUAGUCUCAGAUGCGUACAAUUGCCGAAACGAUCAGCUGAAACCUGUAGCAUUUAGGAUUAGUUCUGCAACUUGCACCACAACGCUGAAAGAUCAGAGACUUCCGAAUAAGUUUAGCUGUUAGUAAACUAAGCGUUUUUAGUCCCGUUACGGUUCUCUAUUUGCCUUUUUUUAUUUUUUUUUUAGUUCUCUCACGUUUUUCCUGCUCACGUUCGUACAAAUUGAUGAAAAGGACACGUGUGUGUAUCUCCUCGCAAGGGAAGAAAUUCUUAUGGCAAACGUCGGCGGCGGCGGAGUGGGAGCUGGAGAGAGAGAAAACCCUCUGGCUUCAUCCGAACCCACCAACUUUAAACGCUAGUCAGCGCUUGGGGAUCGAUGCUAUUUCGAGACCUGAUAGUUUUUAGUUACGCUGCCGUCUUAAGGAACGUUUUUUUUUUUUUUUUUUUUUUUUUUUUUUUUUUUUUUUUUUUUUUUUUUUUUUUUUUUUUUUUUUUUUUUUUUUUACUCCCGAUGAACAUUUCCAAAUGCACAAACGAAAUAACAGUGAACAGUUACAACGACAUUUUUACACCACUCACACAUGGGAAUAUGAUAAUGAAAAUCGUGUAGAGUUUAUUGCCAGUCAUUUCUAUUUUCUUUGUUGUCAAACUGUUUCAUAGUGCCAGGUAUUAUAACUGUAGAUAAUCCCGUAGACUGAAGUGAGCUUGAGAUAAAGCUCAUUAGUGUCGCGUAGGAAGGGAAGAACAGUGAGCUAGAAUUGUUUUGUAGUGAUUUAUCCUUAACAGGUGACUGCAAAAGUGGAGUCACUCUUCUUAGGAAGUUCCUAAGCUUUUUCUUUUUUUUAGAGGAAAAAAAGAAUUGUCACUUUUCAUAUGUAUAUAAAUGAAAACGCACUGGUGUCAUUUUGUAGUUAAGAAACCAACAUUUAUUAUUAUUAUUUUUUUCCGUUUUAGUGAGUAGUUCAGAUAGUGUGUUGGUUAACAGAUUGAUGCUGCCUCCUGAAAGAAGGCUUUGGCAGUCGCUACAGCAUAGGUAUUUUUUUAAAUAUAUAUUAUAUAGCCACGUUGUCAGAUACUGUAUAUUUUACAAUUCAUGUCACCCAUCAUCAUUCCAUUUCGUUCAUUACAGGUAACUGAUCAGCAUCAUCCAUUUUGUUUUCUUGUCAAAUUUAUAAGCGUCAUUUCUCUAUCUCUUUCUCUCUUCUUUUAUUAGAACUUUUUUUUUCUUCGGCUGUUUCUUCUUUCUCGCCAAACUCAUUCAGGCUUCGGGUAUAUCAUUCCAGUCCUCGAGCACCAGGACUCCUCAACUCUCGGCUGUGCCCCGCGGGCAGCGAGCUCCCUCCGUCGUGCGCUCACAGAGAUAUUUUUGUUUUCCGUUUAGAAUAUUUUGAAUCAGAGCGCUUAUACACGUAGACUGCGUAGAGGCCAGAAGGCGCCCUUUGUGAUCGGGAUGGUUGAAUGCCGCAAACUGUCCCUUGCGAGAGGGCGCCGUUCGAAGACCUCCUGGGAGCGAGCGACUGCCGCCAUCGUUUCUUACUUUUUUACCAUUAUAUUCUAUGGGCCAGUCACGGGAGCGUCUUUCAGAGCUGCCCGAAGCCGUUAUCAUUCGACGAAAGUCACCUCGCCAUCUUCAUUCUCUCUCUCGCAGCUGUUGUCGUCGAUGCGAUUGAAGUGUCUCUCUCGUCACGAGUGUUGCUCUGUCUCUCUUUUCUCUUUCUUUUUUAUAUAUAGCGUCGAUACGACCAAAUGUCGACGGAAUCUCGCCUUUGGUCGUAUCUUAUCAUUCCCUAGAGACGCGCCACUACCGACCUCCACCCCCUUCGUCAAGUCGUUCUCUCUCUCUCUCUCUCUCUCUCUUCCUUAGGACAUAAACAUAACUUCUGUCGUUAUUGCUGCUACUGACUCAUUCCAUCCUGGAAGUUUCGCCCCACCUCCUCUUUUCUGUCGCUCCAUUCCCCUCCCACAUUCAUGCAUGCACACUUCACUGACCUCUUCAUUCCAAGAACCCCCCCGCCCCCCUUGCCCGCCCGCCAUCUUCAUUCCAUUGGUCCGUUCCUCAAGUACCUGAAGGAGAGGCUGCGGUGAGAUGAACUGCCGUUACAUCACACUCAACUGUAUUUGUGAUAUCGCCGGGUAAUUUCAAGCGUGUAAUGAUGACAUCUAAAGCUUCGGUUAAUAUUGUUGUUGUUAUUAUUAUUAUUAUUAUUAUUAUUAUUAUUAUUAUUAUUAUUAUUAUCGUCUCCAAAACGAGCAUCACAUUGGGUCCAGGAAAAUCGCAUCCAAGUGUUAUUUUUAUUUUACGUCCAAGUUCCGGCUAUUGUAUUCUUUUUAUUUUUUUGUUUUAUUUUUUUUAAAAGCGAAAUGAAAAAUGUGAUGUAUCAUAGGAUAUUGUGAUAUACUUCUACAUUGUGGAGAUUGGUUGUCAGUGAGCAAACGACCUUAUUUCAAGGUACUGUAUAACGAGUCUUGACUUGGGUUUCACUCUACUGUGACCUUCCGUGCUUAAGAUAGGUGCUUCCUGCCUCAUCGUCUCGUGAAUUUUUCUUCUUCAUCACUUUUCUCCUCGAUAUUACUGAAUGUUACUCGUUCUGCGUUACGCUGCUUUUUCCUCUGUCGCUCUAGAUACAGAGGAACUUUCUUCUACCUUAACCACUCUCUCUCUCUCUCUCUCUCUCUCUCUCUCUCUCUCUCUCUCUCUCUCUCUCUCUCUCUCUCUCCUUGUAAAUAAUUGUUCAUAUUUUACGUAGAUUUAAUGCAAUGAUAAGAAACACCACUGUCUUUUAUUAGUGAUGUAGUCGUUCUAGGUGGCUUGGAUUGUGUGUGCACGCAUUCUUAUAUUCUUUUAGUUUUUAUAUAUACAACCGUCAUUGAUCAAGAGUUAGUUUAAGACCCCUCCCCCCCCCCUACCCAAUAUUACUUUGCUCUUAACAACGGAAGAUUCCCCCUUUUUUUAUGAAGCAACGCAAGGUAGAAUUCUUAUUUACCCAUAGAUAUGCCACUGAGAAACACUACUUUUCCCACCAUUACAAGGAAGGCGAAGAACCGCCGUGCUCUCAGCUCAGGAUCCAAGGCGUUGCUGUGCUUGAACAUUAGUUAGAAGAAAAAAAAAGUAACAUCCUGGUAAGAUAAAGGGAAAACUAAAGAAGUUACGAUGCGCUGUCAGCAAAAGUGGUAAAAUAACUCUUAUCCAUACUUGCGUUCCCUCUCGUGACGAACAGAGGAAGGUAUUCCAGAAUUUCGCUCAAGAGUUUGUAACGAUUAGGUAAUAUUUUUUAAUAACAUUUCUUAUAAGAUGAAUUUUUAAACCUCGUAGAUACCGAAUCUUUUAUCAGCUUGAUUUGACGUUAGCUGUGAAAUAUUUUAACAUUUUUUGUUAGCAGUUUAUGUAAUUAGAACAACAUCCACUGCAAGAGAUUCCAUGAGUUCCGAAUGCCAGUCAAUUUGCAACGCAUUACGACAACGGCCACUAACUUGAAGAAAUUGACAAGAUAGAACAAUAUUCAUAUUCCUUUCACUUGAAGUUGAUGAUACAGCAAGUAAUUAACCUUGUUUCAUUGCUCUAUAUUGUUAUUAUGCAACUGGCUCCCAGCAUAUUACUCCAACCCCUCUGUACUUCGAAAGACUAAGCUAAUACCCAUCUGAUAUAGGAAUACUUUAAUGAAUUCGUUGUUGGGUGAUAACAUUAAGAUGUUGUCAGUACGCAUAAGAAUGGGUUUGUCCAGAUUUUUGGAACACUUACAUAUUUUCAUUAUAAUCACCUCGACAUUUACGUUAGAUAUUUUGCCUUCCAGUUAUUGGAGUUAAUCAAAAUUUUUUUUUAAUAUUAGUAAACUGUUGCAGCUAGUUGAUUUAACAUUCGCACCUACACUUUUUACAUAUGUUUUUUAGCUGACGAGCUGGAGUUGUUCGGUCCAACCCUUUCAUUCAACGACCAACCUAGACGAAACGAAUAGUUGCACUGUAUAUUAUAUAUUCAGUAUUUUAUUCCCGAUGUUUGUAGUAGGAACUUCCUCUUGCACAUUUUUGAGGAUGUCGAAGAAUAUUUUCUACUGACCGUACUUAAUUUUAAUGAUUAUAUUUUUGGAAUACUAUAUUUUAACUGAAGAAGGUUUGAGAGUAGCCACUUUGACUCCCGUUCACGCGGAAAGGGAGGAUUUCCCGAGGACGAAAUGACUUGAUAACAUUUUUAUCGUCAGCGACUUACCUUUCGGAUGAUGAUGUUGUAUGUAUUUUCACAUUUCCUGCACAUUUCCUCUUUGUAAUAUGAGAUGCAGUGAGGCUUUUUAGCUUCUUAAGGAUUAAUUAAAAAAGGAAUUUAUAUUGUGUAUGUAUAUAGUCUUACAAAUGUAGAUGUAGGCCAGACAUAAUGAAGGGAUUCAGGGUGAAUCGAACCCUGUCCCUAAAAGUUCCCCUCCCCCCAGGAGCGUAGGGGGAGAGCAGCCCCUCCCCCCUAAUCAUCCAAAUCUGGAAGGGGAAGAACCACUGGACUUUCCAUAACCUGAUGUUGUGCUGGUCUUACAUUUAAGAAUGUGAAUAUGUCUAUGCAUGUAUAUAUUGCUCUGUGAUAAAAUGGAAAAAACAUAACAGAAUCCCAUAAUGAUUGUUAAAGCGGCCUAAAAUUGAUUUUCUGUUCAGCCUUUCAACAUUCCCCGCUACACUGUCGUGAAGUUGUUAAGAGGCCUAAUUUGUGUCUCCUGCUAUUAUAUAGGCAUCGAGACGAGUGUGCUUUGAACGUCAUCGCCUUAGGCACACACGCAGAUACACACAAACACACACCUUUUUUUGAAGCCGCUGAAGAUGCUUCUGUCUUGUCUUUGAUUCGCACUUUAUCGCUGUCUCGUAUUCUCCACCGCCUCCCCCCCCCCUCUCCAAAGUCCUUUAAAUAUGUAUUUAAAAGACCAUGCUUCCCCCCAUUGAUUGAGUUCGUCUCCCACUGUUACAAUUUCAGUUCUGUUGACACACUCCGGCAUUAAUUGUGGAUCCAGAUUUAUAUGUAUUUUGUUUUUCUUUAUAAUUAUCGGCGAUGUAUCACUAGUUUAGAUGUUACACGAACCAAUUUCUUUCCUGGAGUACUCAGCUAGAGAAUGUCCCAGCGAAUGACAGAACGUCAACGCUUGCUUAUCUGAGAGUUUUUGCCUCAUUUUUAAAAUUUCAUCAAGAAAAAAAAACUCUAGGUACUUCUUUCCUGUCGUCGGAUUUUGCAUUAUUUUUUUAUUAUCAUUUUAGAUUCAUGGUUAAAUCCAAUAUCAAUAGUGAUUGUGAGUCAUCAUGAUUUAUCAUUUCGUGUAAAAUUAAUUCAUUUAUCGUUCGUAUGUAACCAGGUGGGAGAAAAGGAUACAAAUUAGCCUGUCUGAAAACAGAGAUUAUUCAUUGUUUUUGUAUCUGUUGUUGCAUUGUACUUUCAGUCUAUGUUAAUGAUUUCUGUCACUGUUAAUUACCCUGCUGCCUUUGGGUAAAUUGGCCACAAAAUGUAUACAUGAAAACCUUAGUCCACAUUCAGAAGCUUUGGGAUUUCUUCCAAGACCCUGUGAUCCAUCAGUGGCUUUUCCAGUCUCUUCCAGGAGGGUUAAGUCGUUCCAAAAAUGCUUCAGACUUGGGAAGAUUUCUUCCAGGAGCCGUUUAAGAUGACCGCAGGGGAAAAUUAUUCCAAAGCUUCACAAUCAAUAGUUUUUCCCGUAAUCAAAUGCUUGCCAAUAUUGUUUAUUUUCCAUUUCCUUACUAUCUUUUUUUUUAUUAUCCUCUGCUUCCUUUUUCCAUUGGCAUAUACUUUUAUCAAAACCACACAUUUAACAAUAUGUUACUGUAUAAUUUUGUCAUUCUCUGCAAAAGAGGAAUCUUAUUCUGAAAAAGACGUAGAUUUGCUCAACCUACUUGUCACCUGUGACUAUUUCAUUAUGAUCAUUAUGUCGCUGUUAAGAUGAUACUGGUAAUGUAAUUAAACACGAUGUAACGCACCUGCGAAUCAAAACAGUGUAGAAAUUUUCUUUUGUUUUGUUUGUCUAUAUUUCCUGCCCUGAAAUAUAUUUUGUAAUGAAACUUGAA